Molecule: messenger RNA, 1945 nt
Organism: Homarus americanus (American lobster)
Lineage: Eukaryota; Metazoa; Arthropoda; Malacostraca; Decapoda; Nephropidae
Exons: 6
Coding region: 96-1811 (571 amino acids)
Source: RefSeq, a predicted model, not a curated record
CGGUAGUAGUGGCCUUCAAGUUGUACACACAGGCUGGGUGGUAUCUCUCUAACCAUUAUUUCCACAUGUAUCCUUAACAAAUCUUACGUUUCAUCAUGAAAUGGAGAGACAGAAUAUCAAUAUUGUCAAGGAAGCGGAACCAUGGCAAUGUUGGACAUCCAGUAAAUAGGCAGAAUGACUUGCCGUCUGGAUCAGGAAUUGCUGCUAACAGCAACCUUGCCUCCAAUAGUGCCCCAGUAGAGAGUGUAGAAAACACCCUCUCUCAGUUGCGUCCUGUUAUAGGUCCAGACCAUAAGAGUUACUAUAUUUUAUUACGUGGCGACGAAGAUUCGUUUAUGUGUAUUCAACCCGCUAAGGAUGUUAUAAACAGUUUAGAUGAAGUGGUGAAGAAUGUCAUUAGCACAGUAAAACUGGCCAAGCCACCUUUACAGGGGGCCGAAUUAUCCUCAAAUGCCAAAAGACCGAGAUACAGUCAAGCUAAAACAUAUACAAGUACAUUGAAUCAUAAACAAAUUAGUAAUAUAAGAAGAAAUGGAAUUCGUAGUUCUGCCCCGACACUUCUCAAUGAAGAAGAGAAAGUAGGGUCAAGUGUUGCCUUAGAAAAUGUGUUUCUCAGUAAAGCAGGAAGUAGUUCUCCUGUGAUGGAUAAUGUUGUAGAAAAUGUGAUACUUAACAGGACAUUAGUGUAUCCUUUCGUGCAAAAUAGGUUAAGAUCCAACGGUACAGUGAAUGUUAAUACAAAGCAGGAAUCUUGCUUAUUUAUAUCAAGUGACUAUGGAAAUGAAAGUGGCUCAGACUCUCUAAUUAUGCCAGCUACUGAAGCAGAACUUAUUCAAAACAUUGCUCAAAGUGAUUCAUCAUUGAGAAAGAGCGACUGUAAAGUCGGUCUGGCCCACACCGAAAACACGAGCGAAAGUCACGUUGCGCCGCAAAGCUACCUAAGGCAGGCUCUAGAAGCUGUCGGGUCCGAUGCAAAAGACGUGACGUUGGCGGUGACGGGACAGACCGCAACACCUACAGAACUCUGCCUCGUCGCUAAAGAAGGGACGGUCCUGACUGAGGAGGAGAUCACAUCACAGAUAAAAACAUUAAUUGAAUCAGAACAGUUGAUUGUUGAGGAGGACAGCCAGAUUGUUGUGAUAAGAGUGUCAGCCCGGGAAGCUAUGGUGAAGAUAGUAUUGAAUGAGAAUGAAAUUGUGGAGGUGUUGGGCCAACAUCAAGAGGUGGAGGACAACACCAAACUCGCCAGAACUAAACAGGAUGUCACCAUAAAGGAUGAAGUAAUUGUCGAGGAUAGAGAUUCCUUGUCCCUGCCCAUAUCAGAGGUGACAGAGGGUGACUGCUACAGCGGCCAGGUCUUAGAGGAUAGCAAGGAUCACACGAGGGACAUGCAGUACCUCCUCUCUCAUUACUCCCAGUCUGACCAGGAUUUUUCCGAGACCAAAGAGAUUGCAAUGGAUCCUAGUCUGCAGGAGUCGGUGGAUCAGACGCCGGACUAUGUGGUGGCUCAGUCCCCACACUGUGUUGUGGAUGAGACACCACACUGUGUGGUGGAACCUCUGGUAGAGCCCCCUUCUGAUCCUCUGAUGGAUAAUCAUCAAGAACAGACUGAUCAGGCAGACGAACUUGACAAAAUCCAGUAUGAAGUUGAUGGAAUAGAGAGCAUUGGAGAUUCUCUGAUUAGUGGAACUGAAGGGGAAAUUGUGGUGUUUCAGAGAGAAGAUGGGACAUUUGUGAACCAGGACGGAACGCCAGUCUCCAGCGAACUUCAGUAUUUGAUUACCAGUUCGGAACUAGUAAUCAAAUACUGACAGUUUCCGACAAGACUCGACUCCAGCUUUAGGGUCUGAAGAAGACCAGGCUGACCACACAUCCUAGUGCCUCCAGAUACUUUUGAGUUACUCUAGUGAGGUAGAGGUCGGUAAAAAAAAAAAAAAAAUGUUUA